CAGUAUGCAUACACUAUGAUGUUUGCCAUAGAGGAGAUCAACAACAGCUCAGAGCUGUUACCUGGAAUUACACUGGGCUACAGGAUCUUUGACUCAUGUCCCAGUAUCCCUCUGUCCAUCAGGGCAUCACUAAACCUGAUGAAUAGGUAUGACAGUGGGGAAGACAGCUGUAACAAACACUCUAGUGUACAUGCUGUCAUAGGGGAAACUACAUCCACCUCUACAAUAAGUAUUGCUCACACCAUGGGACCUUUCCAUAUACCUGUGAUCAGUCAUUCAGCUACUUGUGCAUGUCUUAGCAACAGAAGAGACUAUCCUUCUUUCUUCAGAACCAUACCAAAUGACCUUUACCAGAGCAAAGCAUUGGCAAAGCUGGUAAAACACUUUGGCUGGACCUGGGUGGGGGCUAUUAGAACUAACACUGACUAUGGGAAUAGUGGCAUGGCCACUUUCCUGGAAGCAGCUGAAAAAGAAGGUGUGUGUGUUGAGUACUCAGUGGCUAUUUAUAGGACUGACUCAAGGAAGUGGUUCUUAGAGGUGAUAGCCAUUAUAAAGAAAUCCACCUCUAAGGUAAUAGUGGCGUUUGCUGAUGGUACAGACCUUGACAUUCUUAUCAAAGAGCUUCAUGCUCAGAAUAUAACAGGCCUGCAGUGGGUGGGGAGUGAGGGCUGGAUUACUUACCGUUAUAUUGCCUCUCCAGUAAACUAUGCUGUGGUCCAGGGGGCAGUGGGCUUUGCAGCACUCAAUGCUCACAUCCCUGGACUACAGCAGUUUCUGACUAGCAGCAGGCCCUCCACUACACCAGGGGACCGGGGACUGAUUGAGUUGUGGGAAACGGUGUUCAACUGUACCCUGACUCCCCAUGAAGAAAUCCAAGCUCAGGGUUCAGUCCCAGCAUGCACAGGGAACGAGUCUCUGUGGGACGCAAACACACGCUUCACAGAUGUUUCAGAUGCCAGUCUGCUGAAUAAUGUUUACAAGGCCACGUACACUGUAGGUCAUGCACUGGACAUGUUGUUUUCAUGCAAAGAUGGACAGGGACCUUUUGAGAACAACACUUGUGCUGACAGGGAAAAUGUGCAACCAUGGCAGGUGCUGCAUUAUCUGAACCAGGUCAAUUUUACCACUAAAAGUGGUGAAAAUGUGUUCUUUAAUAAGCUGGGUGACCUUGUGGCACGCUAUGCACUGGUAAACUGGCAAAUGGAUGAGACAGGUUAUAUAAUCUUUGAGACCAUUGGUUACUAUGAUGCAUCUCGGCCUGAGGGUCAGCAGUUUGAGAUGAAAGAAGGUGUGAAAGCCAUUUGGGCAGGCAAGAAUCUUGAGGUGCCAAGGUCGGUUUGCAGUGAGAGCUGUUUACCAGGGUCCCAUCAGGCUUUUGUGAAAGGCAAGCCUGUCUGCUGUUUUGAUUGCAUCACCUGUGCUGAUGGGGAGUUCAGCAACAGUACAAAUGCAGUGAAAUGUGACAAAUGCCCUUCUGAUUACAUGUCCAAUGAGGAAAGGCAUAACUGUGACUUGAAAGCCAUUGAAUACCUUACCUUCGGGGAACUGAUGGGAAUACUGGUGGUCACCUUUUCUGUCAUUGGUGCCUGCCUGGCACUGACAAUAGCCCUGAUAUUUUUUCACUACAGAAAAACUCCUAUUGUCAGGGCCAACAACUCUGAGCUGAGCUUCCUGCUGCUCUUCUCCUUGACUCUGUGUUUCCUGUGUUCUCUGACCUUCAUCGGCCGGCCCUCUGAGUGGUCCUGCAUGCUGCGACACACAGCAUUCGGCAUCACCUUUGUCCUCUGUAUCUCUUGUGUUCUGGGGAAAACUAUAGUGGUGUUAAUGGCCUUCAGGGCUACACUUCCAGGCAGUAAUGUGAUGAAAUGGUUUGGGCCUGCACAGCAGAGACUCAGUGUUGUGGCUUUCACUCUCAUCCAGGUUGUUAUAUGUAUCCUCUGGUUAACUAUUUCUCCUCCUUUUCCAUUUAAGAAUUUUACCCAGUUCAAGGACAAAAUCAUCUUAGAGUGUGCUCUGGGAUCAGCUGUAGGCUUUUGGGCUGUACUUGGGUACAUAGGCCUUCUGGCCAUCUUAUGUUUUAUUCUGGCUUUUCUGGCUCGGAAACUGCCUGAUAACUUCAAUGAGGCCAAACUGAUCACCUUCAGCAUGCUGAUAUUCUGUGCAGUCUGGAUCACUUUUAUUCCAGCAUAUGUCAGCUCUCCUGGGAAGUUUAGUGUUGCUGUAGAGAUAUUUGCUAUUCUGGCUUCCAGUUAUGGACUGCUGUUUUGUAUUUUUUUGCCCAAGACAUGCAUAAUUUUAUUAAAACCAGAGAACAAUACAAAGAAACAUUUAAUGUGCAAAAUGACCCUUAGAGCCCUCUGA
Molecule: messenger RNA, 2361 nt
Organism: Monopterus albus (swamp eel)
Lineage: Eukaryota; Metazoa; Chordata; Actinopteri; Synbranchiformes; Synbranchidae
Gene: olfcj1
Product: olfactory receptor C family, j1
Exons: 5
Coding region: 16-2361 (781 amino acids)
Biological process (GO): G protein-coupled receptor signaling pathway
Cellular component (GO): plasma membrane
Molecular function (GO): G protein-coupled receptor activity
Source: RefSeq, a predicted model, not a curated record